This is a messenger RNA of Sclerotinia trifoliorum, 1854 nucleotides long. Lineage: Eukaryota; Fungi; Ascomycota; Leotiomycetes; Helotiales; Sclerotiniaceae. The record is from the annotation of a GenBank genome assembly.
CAUAAGAGGAAUGGCGUGCUUUAGUUGCGGAUCUAGAAUCUAUAUUUACCGCCUUUGUUCUUACAAAUAAGGUUUACCCCGUCACGACAUUCAAACCAUCUCACAUUAUUACCAAUUUGAUCCAUAACCAAGAGACACCUGCAUAUUUUCUACCUCUAAUAUUAGUGAAGGAGAAGAAUAUAAGUCUACACUUCCCCGCAACCAUUUUUUCUAUAUUUCGUGACAAACUAUCAUCAAACUUUUCGCAUAUUUUCUCCUCUCCUAUCAGUGCAAAAAAAAAAGUGUUUGGAGAGAAGAAAAAGAAAAUCCGCCCGUGAAAUUACCACCCGCCCUACUCCUCAUAAUGACUAUUCCAAACUUCGAUCAUCCCAUUGAAACUCCUCCGCGAGCUCCUUCGCCAGUCCAUCGAUUUGGUACUCUGGCAGUUCAUGCUGGAUCCCCUCAUGAUCCCGUCACUGGCGCCGUCAUCGAAGCCAUCUCCCUCUCUACAACAUUUGCGCAAACCGCCGUCGGAAAACCCGUUGGUGCAUAUGAAUACAGCAGAAGCUCCAAUCCCAAUCGUGAUAAUUUCGAGCAGGCUGUCGCAGCUCUCGAACACGCGAAAUACGCCCUAGCUUUCUCUUCCGGCUCUGCUACCACGGCUACCAUUUUGCAGUCCUUAGCCGCUGGUUCGCAUGUUAUUUCGGUCUCGGACGUCUAUGGUGGAACCCACAGAUAUUUCACACAGGUAGCUAAGGCUCAUGGUGUGAAGGUUACAUUUACGCCAGAGAUCGAGGUGGAUGUUGUGGAUCAUAUUACACCAGAGACAAAACUCAUCUGGAUCGAAACUCCCAGUAACCCUACUCUGCGCCUUGUGGAUAUUAGAGCGGUGGCAACAGCGGCACACGAACAUGGCAUCAUGGUUGUGGUUGACAAUACUUUCAUGAGUCCUUACGUUCAACAGCCCUUGGACCACGGAGCUGAUAUUGUCGUUCACUCUGUCACUAAAUACAUCAAUGGACACUCCGAUGUGGUGAUGGGAGUAGCCGCUUUCAACUCAGACGCUAUGAAGGAGAGAUUAGGCUUCUUGCAAAAUGCCAUUGGAUGCAUACCUUCAGCAUUUGACAGCUGGCUCGCUCACCGUGGUUUGAAGACAUUGCAUCUCCGAGCUCGAGAAGCCACAGUUAAUGCGACAGUGGUAGCCAAAACAUUGGAAAGCUCACCACAUGUCAUCGCUGUCAACUACCCUGGCUUGGACUCCCACCCGCACCGCAAAAUUGCUCUCAAGCAACACAGAGACGGUAUGGGAGGUGGCAUGCUUUCCUUCCGUAUCAAGGGAGGUUCCGCUGCAGCUGAAAAAUUCUGUCAAAUGACAAACAUCUUCACAUUGGCAGAAAGUUUGGGAGGAGUCGAGAGUUUGAUAGAAGUGCCAAGCAGCAUGACACAUGCUGGCAUUCCCAAGGCUCACAGAGAGGCAAUUGGUGUGUAUGACGAUUUAGUCCGUAUCAGUUGCGGAGUUGAAGAUGCAGAGGAUUUAAAAGCAGAUGUUUUGCAAGCUUUGGAGAAAGCCGUCGUUUGGCCCAAAAUCUCCAAUGGCUUGGAAAAUUACACUUUACACGAGUCCUAGAUUAGGUUUUGCUUUUUUCAGGAAUCGCAUAUGCAUAUGGAUUGCAAAUGCAUGGGCGCUGGCGUUGGGGCAUCUUCUUAAAUACCUCUCGAUCUCAAAUCUUACGUCUAGAUGAUUGGAUAACGUUACAUACAUCUCUUAGCUUGAUCCGAAUUCAUGGGUUUCCUUAUUUGAGGGUCGGGGAGAUAGAUAAAAAUUGAUAUCUUCACAACACACAGACUAGACUUGCAUUUCUACAAAAACCUGUG